GGAAACAUUUUAUUAGAUAAAAUGAAGUUAUAUAUGAAAAUAAUUAUUAAUUAAAAAGUUUGUCAUCACUUAUUGUGAACAAUUGGAUCAAUCAUAUGGUAUAAUGUUUAAAGUGGAUGAGUUUGUAUUGGGAGGACUGAGUGCUUGCUGUGCGGGUGUCAUAACAAACCCAUUAGAAGUGGUGAAGACACGGAUCCAAUUGCAAGGAGAGCUCAAAAGUCGGGGACAUUAUGUGGUUCACUAUCGCAAUGUUUUUCACGCCUUUUACGCGAUUGCAAGCAAUGAAUCAGUACUGGCCUUACAAAAGGGUUUAGUGCCGGCACUUUGGUAUCAGUUUUUUAUGAAUGGCAUCCGAUUCGGUGCCUACCAGUGCUUCGACAACUUUGGACUUACCAGGAAUGCCAACGGAGACGUCAUAUUUCACAAAAGUGUUGUGUUUGGCGCCGCUUCGGGAGCCGUCGGGUCUUUUAUUGGAAGUCCUUUUUAUUUGGUGAAGACCCAUUUGCAGAGCCGAUCCUCAGCACAUAUAGCUGUGGGUCAUCAACAUUCACAUUCAACAAUGACUGGCGCUUUGACCUCCAUCUACAAGAACUACGGUAUUAUAGGUUUGUGGAGGGGUUGCGCCGCCUCCAUGACUCGCGUCACUAUUGGUGGGGCCAUUCAAUUGUCAACAUUUGCUUCAGUUAAAACAUUUAUUGAUAAGUCAAAGAUUAUACCGACUGAUAGUUUUCUUAACUCAUUGGCGGCUGCAAUGGUCGGUGGUUUGGCCGUUACAUUACUGAUGACUCCUUUUGAUGUCAUAUCGACCCGACUUUAUAAUCAACCGGUCGAUGAAAAGACUGGUAAAGGACUGAAAUACUCGGGAAUAUUUAACUGUAUGCACAAGAUUGCCACCACUGAAGGCAUUUUAGGCUUUUAUAAGGGAUGGACGGCCUCUUUGCUUAGGUUAGGUCCACAUACUGUCCUCAGUCUUCUGUUUUGGACUGAAAUUAGGAAGAAAUAUAUGUCUUUUAAACAAAAGUUUGAGCCGAAGUCAUCUCAAAUCAAUACAAUAAGUCGCACAACGACUACGUAA
Messenger RNA from Oppia nitens, 1075 nucleotides. Its product is annotated as solute carrier family 25 member 35-like. The coding region runs from base 104 to 1075 and encodes 323 amino acids. NCBI's taxonomy places the organism in Eukaryota, Metazoa, Arthropoda, Arachnida, Sarcoptiformes, Oppiidae. The transcript has 3 exons. The record is from RefSeq and is a predicted model, not a curated record.